CUGACCCUGCCAACCUCUGACCCUGCUCCCUUUGACCUCUGACCCCUUUCAGGGGUUGCUGAGACCUUCUGAAAGGGAUUCCCCAAAUCUCCCCCCCCGCCCCAGUCUGGUCGGAGGUGCGGAGAGCAGCAGGAAGCUUCUCCACCUCCGGUGCCCCCGGCAGGGACAGCACCUCCCAGCACCACCUCAGCGGGGAAAAGGAGCAGUCCUGUAAGAGACAGUUGGAGAAUAACAACAGUUUGGAGGUGAUGAAUGUGUCGGAGGCGUGACCCGGCUGAGCUGCAUCUGGGUGUUGAAGAUCCUCCUGGUCCAGGUUCCUGUCCUCUCUGUCAGGACGGAGGAGCAGUGAGGGGGAUCAUCUCUAUAUAUGGAGGGCCACUGCUUGACCCAACCCAAGUAGCCCCUCCGCCUCUCCUGUCAUUGGUCAAGUCUCACCCCGCCCAUUCGAUCCCCCGGGCGAUCAGAGAAACAAGGCGGCCGGUCCUCUCCUCUCCCAGGCGCGGUCCGAUUGGCGAGGGCGGCGAGGGCUGCGCUGUGAUUGGCCGACUGCGGGCGGGAGUGCGAUGCGGAUUGGAGGAUGUCAGGUGACUGGGAUGAAGACCUGUGCAGGAAGGCCCUGGUGCUGGUGGAGGAGCUGUGCUUCGACUCCCCAGGAGUCUACAGCAAGAGCGAACGCUGCCAGGAGUUCAGCUAUCUGAUGAGAGGACAAAACCGUCAGCAGGAUGCAGAGAUCAACGUCAGUCUCCUCUCUGUGAUCGUCACAUUCUGCGGCCUCGUUCUUCUCUCCGUCUCUCUCUUUGUCUCCUGGAAACUCUGCUGGUUGCCAUGGAGAGACAAGGAGGGCGGGGGGCUGAGCCUGAUGUCGGGGCUAAUGCCAGGGGGCGGAGGGGUGGGGGGGCUGGGAGGGUCGGGGGGCGCCUCCCUCCUGCCCCCCCUCCUGCAAAGGAAGGAGACCCACUCGUCCUCCUCUCUGUACCCCUCCCUGGGCCAGCCGGGGCAGCAUCACCCCCCAUUCUCUGACCUGCUGGGGGUUGAGAGGGGCGAGGGGGUGGGAGGCGUGGGGGUGGGGGGUGUGGUGGGGGGGCCACAGGAGACACAGGAACACUCCUACCUGGAUAUGGAUACCUACCCCAACAACACAGGGAACCUGAAGCUGACUCAGAUGUCUCCAGACCUCCCUGCAGAGGGGGGUGCUGCUCUGCCCCAUGUCCCUUCACAGCAGCAGGUCACUGCACGGCCCAAGCCAAUGACUCACCAGCUGUCCAGCCCAGACUUCCACGGUGAGGAGAAGAGCGAGCAGGUGACCAGCAUCGGCCAGAUCAAGCCUGAGCUGUACCGCCUACGGCAGGGCGACCAGGGCGACGGCAAGCAGGGCGACAACUGUGGCAAGAUUAGCUUCCUGCUGCGCUACGCCUUCAAUACGGAGCAGCUGGUGGUGAAGAUUCUGAAGGCUCUGGACCUGCCAGCCAAAGACGCCAACGGCUUCUCUGACCCCUAUGUGAAGAUCUACCUGCUGCCAGACAGAAAGAAGAAGUUCCAGACCAAGGUCCACAGGAAGACCCUGAACCCGGUGUUUAACGAGACGUUCCAGUUUGGGGUUCCCCUGGCGGAGUUGCACUCCAGGAAGCUGCACUUUUCUGUGUACGACUUUGACCGCUUCUCCCGGCACGACCUGAUUGGCCAGGUGGUGGUGGACAACCUGCUGGACUUCAGUGAGGGCACCGGGGAGAAACCUGUCUGGAGGGACAUCGUGGAGGGCACCGUGGAGAAGGCAGACCUAGGGGAGCUGAACUUCUCCUUGUGUUACCUCCCCACCGCUGGCAGACUCACUGCCACUGUCAUCAAGGCCACCAACCUCAAAGCCAUGGAUCUCACCGGCUUCUCAGAUCCGUAUGUGAAGGCCUCCCUGGUCUGUGACGGCCGCAGGCUGAAGAAGAGGAAGACCUCCAUCAAGAAGAACACGCUGAACCCCACCUACAACGAAGCCCUGGUCUUCGACAUCCCCAACGAGAACAUUGAGAGCGUCUCCAUUCUGAUCGCAGUGAUGGAUUAUGACUGUAUUGGUCAUAAUGAGGUGAUAGGGAUGUGUCGUGUGGGCAGUGAUGCUGAGGGUCCAGGGAGGGAACACUGGACAGCCAUGCUGGCCAACCCCCGCAAGCCCAUAGAGCACUGGCAUCAGCUUGUAGAGGAGAAAACCAUGAACACGUACGUGGCGAAGGCUGCCCCGGCCGCGUCUCCUAAGCCCCACAUCGUGGUGGACAGCCCUCACUCAGAGUAGACCUGUCGUUGUCUGUCCAGUUCCAGACCUUCAUUUCUUUCCACUCAUCUGUGAUUCAUUCUGAGAGAGAGGCUUGGAAACACAUCAACUGCUCGUGCUCCUAAACCCUCCUCCGAGCCGACGGCCCAGAUCACAGGCUGGGCACCAGCUCCACGUAGAAGAUUACACUACACAUACACAAUCAUACACAGAUACUAAGUCAUUCAUAUUAGGAGUAAAGUAGGUACAGUAAUGAGAUAAGAAAUAUCACACAGUGGACACACACACACACACCACUCAAAACAGGUUUGUAGUUAGUGUGUGGUUCAGGUUAUUACUGGUAAUUCAUCCAGAAGAUAAGAUGUACAUUUCUCCUUUCAAAAAACCAAAUAAAAAGCUAAGAGACUGAAAAUGGGCCAAAAACGAUCCUGCACUUGUACAAACGUAGAAAGGAAAAAAAAAUACAUGUGGAUAUUUUCUGUUGCAACAGUAGUGAGGAGGUGUAUGGUGCCGUAGUGGAAAAGUGUUCCGUGUGUUCCGUGUUUUCAUCAUCAGGACAAACUUCAGGUUCCAGGGACUCCAGGCAGUUUUAGAUGCCUGGUUCAGGCUCUCUGGAUAAAUACUUCUCCUUGUUGAAGUCUUGGUCUACUGGUUCCUCCUGGUUCCUCCUGGUUCCUCCUGGUUCCUCCCGGCAGAGGAGGGAACCCAUCGGAGGUCAUUAUUGAUGUCAGGAGAGGUAGAUGUGUGGAUGGACCCAUUAGCCAAAGCAUGUUAGGUAACCUUGAAAUGUGUCUCUCCGCCUCACCUUUUAUUCCCCCUCUCCAUGGGAAUCAUCAAUAUCAAUUUGCUUUUAUUUUUCUAUUUAUUCAUUUGGGGAUUUGUGUAAUAUAUUUUCAUCAAGAAAGGAUUUGACUCAUGACAGUUUUUUACUAUUCACUGAAGAUGAGACAGUCUUGGAGGCCUGAACAAUGUGAUCGCCUGUGUGUGUGUGGAAGGAGUCUUGCCAUCUGGCCACACUGAAGAGGACUCCUUCAGGGAGCUGUGAUUAGGAUGGACCUGCACUUUUCUGAGUGCAUUCACUGGAAAUGUAUCCUACUUCAAAGGAUUUCAUCAUAUUAUUUUUCUAUCAUUCCAGGAUUUCAUUUUUUUGAAAGACAUUAUUUGAUUUGAAAAGAGAAAAAAAAUUGUCUGUCGUCCAUCCAUGUUUCUGACAGGACAACAAGUUCAGAAGGACACAAGCAUUUGUGUUGCUUUUUAUUUCCGUGUAUUUCCGUGUUUGUGGGUGUGUUUUGUAUCUGUGUGCGUCUGCCUGUGUGUCCGUGUCAUCGUGACCUUGUGUGUGACAUGUUCCCGUGGUCUCCUCAUCCUCCUCAUCCUCCUCAUCCUCCUCCCCAGCAUCCACAGACUCCAACUCUCGUCUUGGAACUAAGUGUGUCGUCUGUCCUGUGUCUUAGAGGAACCAUUCCUGUGUAGGACCCAUUGCACUCGCUGGGAAGUGUGGUUUUCCCUCAUGUGAGGGGUUUGUCUCUCAUAGACAUUAGGUCUUACAGUCUAUGUUGUCUCUCGACUCAGCAGUCAGUCACCUCUUGCCUGAUGUAAGUAAUUGUGUUGGUUGUGUACUACUUUCAAUAAAUGUGUACUGUAUGUCUGAGGAGAAAUCAGUCGGCACGACGGUUGAAAAAUACAAUGUUGGAAACGUUUUGAUGACAUAAACCAAGGAAGAGGUUCCGCAGGCGUACAGUUUUACAGAUGACUGCAUCUACUUUGUGUCCCUUUGAGAUCCAUUUAAACAAGGAGAUGGAGAGGCAGACAUGUCUGUUGACUCACCUAACCAGACAAGACAACCUCCUAAACUCCAGCUCGUCCUCCCAGAGCGUUUGAUCUGACCUUCUGUGUGUGGUUACAGAACCAUGUCUACUGCUCUAGAAGAUACUCUGCCAAACAGGAUAUAUUUGCCAACCACAAUCCUGUAACCCCAGUAAAACAAUAGCUACCACAGGAUACUAAAACCAUACUGAAUUACUAUCGCUGCCUCUCCUCAUCCUCCUCUCACUCUUUCAGACAGGGAGUCAGUUGCAUUCAGGCCAGGGAAGGGGAGACGUGCUGGUCGUAUGCUUGGUGGGAAUACGGCUAAGGCAGCCGCGUAUCCCGUAUCGCACCCAUAAGAAUUCCAUGUUGUUUGUUAGUCCCGGAUGUCAUUGAUCUGCUUGUAUAAGUAGAUAUGGUAUUGAUCGAUCAGCCCCUGGGUCCUGUAGCGAUCCCUCCCAGUCCUGAUUCCCUGGCCUGUUCAGCUGCUGUAGAAGCCCCUGCUAGCGGACUGGGGGAUGUAUGUGAGCUUGUCGUGUAAAAACCACCCUUGCUGUUCUUCCUCUCUUCACGACGCUGCCCUCGUUCUCUCCCGCCCCCUCCUUCCUUCCCCUCUUCCUUUCUCCUCUCCUGUUUUCCUGCUCUCUCCAGGCUUUUAACUUUCCCUUCAUCCUCUUCGGCCCUCCAUUUCUUUUCCGGACACAAACCCAGAGCCCUGCCCUCCAUCUUGCCUCCCCGUCCCUCCCUCUCUCUCUCUCUCUCUCUCUCUCUCUCUCUCUCUCUCUCUCUCUCUCUCUCUCUCUCUCUCUCUCCCUCCCUCCAUCCCCCUCUCCCCUUCCCUCCCACCAUCCCUCCCUCUCUUGCUCUCUCCUCCCUCCUGGUUCCUGUGUUCCUCUCUCAGUGUUAGUGCAGUUCUGAAUGGGAAACGUGUUUGCAUGCUUAUAUUAACAUGGAUGAUGUCAACUUGAUGCAAUGAAAAUUAACUAAGUGAUGCUUUAAGCAAAACCUGAAAAUGAACUUGAUACUAAUACUACUAAUGAUGAAAAUGGAGACCUAGCAAUCGUUUAUCUCUGUGAUCAAAACCACGAUGAUGAGUAACAUUGUUUAUGCUGUGUAUCUUAAAUUGGUAUUCCUGUUUUGAUUUAUUUUUUACUGUAUUUUUUAUAUGAUUUCUUUAGAAGUUUACUUUUUUAUGAGUUAAGCUGAUUUGAACAGGAGUGAGACAGUCAGUCAGGGUGAUUGUUUCAGUCAGAACAACUAUGAGAAAGAAGAGGUCAUGACCAAGAUGACAUGGGAGACCAUGUUGGAAGUGGUGUGGUUGAAGCUGAUUAUGGAAAUAAAGGAUAUGUAUCAUC
This is a messenger RNA of Hypomesus transpacificus, 5418 nucleotides long. RefSeq names its product synaptotagmin III (gene syt3). Bases 578 to 2278 code for a protein of 566 amino acids. The transcript has 11 exons. Gene Ontology annotation, cellular component: membrane. Gene Ontology annotation, biological process: calcium-ion regulated exocytosis; regulation of calcium ion-dependent exocytosis; regulation of dopamine secretion. Lineage: Eukaryota; Metazoa; Chordata; Actinopteri; Osmeriformes; Osmeridae. The record is from RefSeq and is a predicted model, not a curated record. Gene Ontology annotation, molecular function: calcium ion binding; SNARE binding; calcium-dependent phospholipid binding.